Anopheles nili is the source of this 1006-nucleotide messenger RNA. Its product is annotated as protein BCCIP homolog. Gene Ontology annotation, cellular component: nucleus. The coding region runs from base 10 to 915 and encodes 301 amino acids. The record is from RefSeq and is a predicted model, not a curated record. The transcript has 3 exons. NCBI's taxonomy places the organism in Eukaryota, Metazoa, Arthropoda, Insecta, Diptera, Culicidae.
UCCGCAAAAAUGACCAGUAAAAAGAUGAAAGUUGAAGCAGAGGAUGACGAGGAUCGCCGGAUGGACACGAAAAGUGGAAGCGAGGAUUCCAGCGACGAAGAAAACGAUGAAGCGUACGAGGGUGAUGAAGGGAUCACCGUAGACUUUGAAGGGAGAAACCCUAUCGAUACGGAUCUGGAUGGCAUUAAACAAAUGCUGGGACAGCUCUUCGUGAAGGCGCAUAUCGAUCUCACCGAAAUGGCGGGAGUUAUCGUAGCGCAAAAUUACGUCGGUAGUGUGCUAAAGCAAGCAUACAAUGAUGCAGAUGACGACGAUGAAGACGAAGAUACCGAUAUGGGUGAUCCUUGUCAGGUGGUGUUUGGCAUAACGACGGUAAUCAACCUAGCGAACAAGCAGGAACUUCCAUCGGUUCGCCAGCUGAAGAAAAUGAUUUUCGAGAAGGCGGAAAAAUACGCCACAGAGCUGGCCAUCCAGCAAUUCCGCGAAGCUCUCGAGAGCGGCACCAAAACCACGGGACUGUUACUGAACGAGCGCUUUAUCAACAUUCCCGCUGCCGUUUCUGUACCGAUGUGUGAGAAUCUUCUCUCCGAAAUGGAGCGUGCCCGCACGAAGGGCAUGCCGUACACCUUCGACUACUACUUGAUGUUCGUGAAAUACUAUCAGCAAGCGGCCGCCGUUGAUAAAGCCGCUGAAGUAAUUUACACCAACGAUGAGGAGGAGUACUUUAUCAAGGAUUCGUGUGCGAGCUUUGACUAUUCCGUUCAAAAAGAGACUACCACCGCCCUUGCCGGGCAAUGGCAGAAAAAGGACGAAGAGCUGCAACCAUUCCGCAAGGUGCUGCUGAUCGAGGCAAGCAAACUACCCGGCAUUGUUGCUACUAUCAAGAAUCUGGUGUCUUCGGUCGCUAACAAAUAAGACAGUAGACACAUGUGCAUUUUCAUUUCCCAACGCGUGAGUGUGCUCUAUUCUUUGCUAUACUAUUGCGCUGUAUAACAAAAUAAACGAA